AUGGCUUCAGUCAGAGAAAAGUUAACGAAAUACACUGCUUAUUACAGAUGUCCCGACAACAUUCAGAAUUUUAAAAUGCGAAUAAAAUAUAAGGAAAUUGAAGCAGAAAAAGUUGAAACCGCUGACGGUGAAACUGAGGUUGAUUGGCAAAUUAAAACAAUUUCUUGGCAGGAGAAACACUUCAGCAAAAACGAGCGAGAAUUCUAUGGAGAUGCUUUGAACUGCGUCACAGAUUUAGAGAAAAGGUAUCACGAACAAAUAAAAGACCAAGAAAGUCCUGAAACGGCCCCCGAUAUUUUUACGUUCACUGAAGAAGAUGGAUAUACAUUUGAACAAGAGUUAUUUGGAAACGAUUUCCAACAAGACCACGAGGAGUUUGAUUACAACAAACACCUCCAGUCUUCUAUGGAAAAUAAGGUCAUAUCAAGUAAUGUUGAAAAAAUGUAUAUUAUGGCAGAUUUAGGAGAAUAUGUGGAAAAUAUAUGGAUAAAGAACGAACAGCUUCUAUGCAGCAUCAAAUAUGACAAAAACUCGCAAGUUUUAAAUAUUUAUCCAGAUUUUACUACAAUAAAACCAUACUACUUAAAGAUGGGAUCAGAGACUAUCAGAUACUUUUUUUAUUUCAUCGAAAACUGUUCGAAAAUCUCGGAAGAACUAGUCUUGAAAGAGCAAGAAAUCAUUAAAAAAAUAUCAGAGCACAAGCAGUCCAUCAGACAACGGUUGAUAGGUAACAAAUUUCCGUUACCUCCAAAAAAUAAGCUUUACGUCUACUUGUUUUUGGAAAUAUUGUCGGCGAAACAUUUCGAGUACCCCGACGUCUACAUUGAAUAUUACAUCGACCUUCCAGAGGGUUGGUCUUGUGAAAACUCGGAAAACUUAAGAGGAAGGACUCAAACAAGUCAUGGAAUCACUGACAAAUACCUACUUCACUUUGGACAUUGCGUUGACGUGGUUCUGCAAUACAACAUACAAAAACUGAGUCAAACGGGUGUUCCAAAAACCCCAUACAUAUACUUCGAAAUUAUAUCCAAAGGCACUUGGGAUAGAUACAGGACUGAAGGACUAACAUAUAAAAUCCUGCCAAUCUCGGAACCAGGUCAUCACAUUUAUAAUUUGUCAUGUUUUCGAUUUACACAAGGUGCGUGGGGGGAUUUGAGAAGAUUUUUCAUUGGGGACUGCAAAAAUUAUAAAGAUGUUACCUGGAUAGGAAUCCCCAAAGAACACGAAGGAGUUGUAAUCAAUAAAUUUGGAAUAAAUACUUUGGGUACAGGUGAGCUAAAUGUUCGGGUGAACGUGGUUCAUCAGUCCCAGGCAUUUCUAAAAGAAUUUAGUAGGGGUGAUCCACGUGAAAAGCUUAUUUACGAAAAGCUGAAUUCUUCCAGUUUGAUCAAAAGCGUUGAAGAAGUGUUACAUGCUUUUAGAAAAGCUAGAAAGAAUAUGCUGGAAGUGAGAAAAAAUUUGUAG
This is a messenger RNA of Anoplophora glabripennis (Asian longhorned beetle), 1464 nucleotides long. It is a transcript of the gene Mks1, whose product is annotated as Meckel syndrome type 1 protein. Gene Ontology annotation, cellular component: MKS complex. Lineage: Eukaryota; Metazoa; Arthropoda; Insecta; Coleoptera; Cerambycidae. The record is from RefSeq and is a predicted model, not a curated record. Gene Ontology annotation, biological process: cilium assembly.